AUCUGUACAAGGAGGCCAUGAUGGAGGAGCACCAGCCUCUUAUAUCACAAGCAGAAAAUUCCCAUAAGAAUUCUGAGGGAAACUUCAUGUUGUCACUAAAUUAUAAAGCAGAAGAUGAAGACAUUAUGCAGUGCUCUUCAGGAGAAAACCUUAAUGUACCUCCAGGACUUCACAGUACAGAUCUGUCAUAUAAUCCCCCUGUUCAUGAGGAAUCUUCUGACCAAUCACAGAUUGCUACCACAAGUGCUGGUCAGAAAGGGGGUGAAAGGUUUCAAGAGAUCACAAAAAGAUCAAGUCUUUCUACAGACAAAAGAAUUCACACACGGGAGAAGCCAUUUUCAUGUCCACAAUGUGGGAAAUAUUUUGCAUAUAAAUCAGCGCUUGUUCGACAUGAGAGAAGUCACACAGGAGAGAAGCCGUAUUCAUGUUCAGAAUAUUUCCGAGACGACGGGCAGUGUAACGAACAGAAAGCAGAGCUCGCAUGGAGCACUGCCUCCCCUUCAAACAGCUGA
Messenger RNA from Bufo bufo (common toad), 512 nucleotides. RefSeq names its product zinc finger protein 120-like. The record is from RefSeq and is a predicted model, not a curated record. Gene Ontology annotation, molecular function: RNA polymerase II cis-regulatory region sequence-specific DNA binding; DNA-binding transcription factor activity, RNA polymerase II-specific. The coding region runs from base 18 to 512 and encodes 164 amino acids. Gene Ontology annotation, biological process: regulation of transcription by RNA polymerase II. NCBI's taxonomy places the organism in Eukaryota, Metazoa, Chordata, Amphibia, Anura, Bufonidae. The transcript is spliced from 3 exons.